Molecule: messenger RNA, 672 nt
Organism: Beauveria bassiana ARSEF 2860
Lineage: Eukaryota; Fungi; Ascomycota; Sordariomycetes; Hypocreales; Cordycipitaceae
Product: pyridoxamine 5'-phosphate oxidase, putative
Exons: 1
Coding region: 1-672 (223 amino acids)
Biological process (GO): pyridoxine biosynthetic process
Molecular function (GO): FMN binding; pyridoxamine phosphate oxidase activity
Source: RefSeq, a predicted model, not a curated record
AUGGCUACCGACGAUGAUUCCUUUAGAACCGAGCUCCGCAACACAAAAGUGCUCGAGGGGCCGUUCCCGGACCUAGACUUUGACCAGUUUCCCGAGAAUCCCCACGAUUCCUUCAAGCUGUGGUUCCGCGAGGCCGUCGCAGCUGGUGUCAGAGAGCCGCAUGCAAUGACCGUUUCUACGGUUGAUGAUCAAGGCCACCCAGACGCCCGAAUUCUCAUACUGAAAAACGUCGACGCUCGUGGCUGGCAAUUCGCUGUGAAAUCCGACAGCCCCAAGGGCAAGCAAUUGGCAAGUACUGGGCACGCGGCGUUGACCUUUUACUGGCCUCAACUUGCCCGACAAGUUCGUCUGCGGGGAAGGGCCGUCGAACUGUCCAAAGAGGAGAGUGCGCUCGACUAUGAAGCUCGGCCUACAGAAUCACGAAUUAGCGCAGUAGCGUCUAAUCAAAGUGAGCUUCUUUCAGACCGUGAUGCGCUGACCCGGAAUCUUGCCGAGACCAGGUUGAAGAUGGCGGAAGAUGCCAUGUCUGGCGUGGAAAAGUGGCGAGUCUUUACUGUUGCAGCCGACAAGGUCGAGUUCUGGCAGGGAGAGGCGAGCCGCCUUCACCACCGGCUCGAGUAUGUGUAUAAUAAAGACGAAGAUGAAUGGCAUAAGCACUUGCUCUGGCCAUGA